This is a messenger RNA of Musa acuminata subsp. malaccensis (wild Malaysian banana), 1624 nucleotides long. Lineage: Eukaryota; Viridiplantae; Streptophyta; Magnoliopsida; Zingiberales; Musaceae. The record is from RefSeq and is a predicted model, not a curated record.
UCAAACUGGACGCCCCCGCACGUGCGAGUUAAUCUCGCUUUCGCUAUCCCCUAGGACGGCGUCUCCGGACCUGGGACCGCGUUCCUUGUUGCCGGCCACCCGUUCGACGGAAUUCCCCGGAAGCAACGAUGGUUUCGUUCCUGAAGGCGCUGGUUUACGGGGCGGGGGGCGUGGCGGUGGUGGGGAUGGUGGCGCUGGUGGCGUUCCAGGAGCGACUGGUGUACGUCCCGGUGGUCCCCGGACUCGCCCGCGCCUACCCCUUCACCCCGGCCCGACUCCGGCUUGACUACGAGGACGUCUUUCUCCGGGCCUCGGACGGCGUCCGCCUCCACGCCUGGUUCAUCAAGCACUCCCCUCCGAAGCCAGGUCCAACGAUACUCUUCUUCCAAGAAAAUGCUGGCAAUAUUGCUCACCGUCUUGAAUUUGUCCGGAUAAUGAUGCAGAGGCUGCAAUGCAAUGUAUUCAUGCUUUCAUACAGAGGGUAUGGAGAAAGUGAUGGUCACCCAUCACAGCAUGGCAUUAUCAUGGAUGCUCAGGCAGCAUUAAAUCAUCUAACACAGAGAAAAGAUAUUGACACAUCAAGAAUAGUUGUCUUUGGGAGAUCUUUAGGAGGUGCAGUUGGAGCAGUGAUUGUAAAAAAUAAUCCUGAUAAGGUUUCUUCUCUUCUAUUGGAGAAUACUUUCACGUCUAUCUUGGACAUGGCUGGCAUUAUGUUCCCUUUCCUAAGAUGGUUUAUUGGCUGCAGUGGGUCAAAAGGUCCAAAGAUUCUCAAUUGUAUUGUACGCUCACCAUGGAGAACCAUUGAUAUCAUCGGCAAGAUUAAGCGGCCGAUUCUAUUUCUAUCUGGUUUGCAAGAUGAGUUGGUUCCCCCUUCACACAUGCAGAUGCUGUAUUCUAAAACUGUAGAAAAUAAUUGGGAUUGCAGAUUUGUAGAAUUUCCAAAUGGCAUGCAUAUGGAUACAUGGUUCUCUGGUGGAGAUAGAUACUGGAGAACAAUCCAGUUGUUUUUGGAUCAGUAUGUUCCUGAGAUAAAGGAGGGCAACUUGAACUGCCAAGUUGAUGAUGACAAGGAUAAUGCUUUUGAAGUAUAUACAUGCAUGUUCCGUCACAUUGGUCCUCUGCAAAGUGGUUGACUCUUGGUGAUUACUGAAAAUUAUUGCGCAAAGGGCAUGGAACAAGAUUUACGAGCAUGACACGAACUUUGCCGUUGGUAUCUAUUAAAUUUAUAAACUAACAAAUAUAUCAUGGUAGCUUCCUCACUAUCUUUGGUCGAUGUGAAAAGGGAAACAAGAUGGUGAUGCAGCAGGAUGAUGGGCCAUGUUUGCUGUUGAAAAGCUCGUCAAACACUCGAAUAGUGUCCCAGAUGCUCCAGCAAUUUUAUUCUCUAAUGGGACCAUCAAUCAGGUUCAUUAUUCAGUUCACCCCGGCAAUUUAACUAAUUCUUCCUGUAAUUGCCCAGAAGGUGCCGAAUUUUGUCUCUGAUCUUGUCUCUUAAACCUUCACAAUAUUGACACAUAUUGUUACAUGAAAUGGUGCUGAAAUUUUGAUUUUUGCCGAGACAAACAUUAUACUUGUAUUUUUGAACACAAUCAUCGGAAAGUAUAAGUUUUUCUUUUGGAUUCAA